CUCCUAAGACCCAUACAAAAUGCGACUUUGCUGGAAUCUUCUGGGAGCUGCACUACUGCUGGGCUCAUUAACAUCGGGAAUGAAGCCACCCAGAUCCUUCUUUCGGCGCAGCUACUACAGUUCGGUGGGUCCACCAGGACCCGUGCGCUUGAUGUCUGCAUCUAGUGGACCGCCUGGCUAUCGCUCUGACCUGCAAAUCAAUGAGAGCAAGCGCCGCGAUGUCACGAACAAAUAUCCAAAGAAGACACACUACAGGCCUUACACUUCGGAAGAGGAUGACUAUUCCAGCGAGCGCUACUCGGGUGAGUAUUCGGGUGAGACGCUCCAGGAUAGUCGCGAGUACACCAUAGGUACUCAAAUACGCGUGCAACAUCCCAUUACGGUUCCCAAGAAGGCCCACCCCAGUUCGCAAUACUCUAAGCCUCACAAAUAUGCGUCGACAACGCCCUAUAAGAGCAGCGGGCGGCCGGUAUUUACAUCCGAUGGUAAUUCUGGUGAGGAACCGGCUGUGGAGCCACCUUCAAAGCGUACAAAGUGGACGCCAGCGGCAUAUGAAUCGGAAGCAGACCCUUUCCACUUGGUGCCACCCCCGAAGACAACUUCUUCUUCUGCUCAUUCUGCGUACAGGGUUUUCGAACCGGAUCACGAUGACUAUGAUGUACCCACGCUUUCGAAAAAUCAUGAUCGAUAUAAGAGCGUAGCAUCCAAGAAACAGAUUGAGGCUUUUUUAGAAGAUCAGCAGAAGCUGCUCGACGACGCUAUUAAGCUACAGUUGCUCAAUAAUCCGAAGCUGCAAAAAUUCCUAAAAUCCAAUACACAUGAGCCGCGGCCCGACUUGGAUAUCGAAGAUUUUGAAACCUUUCCACCAAACUUCUCCGGCCCUGGUCCGCUGCACAGCAACAAUUUCAGUGGCGAGCAUCCGCCGCCAUCGCCGCCCAAAGGCAGCCGACCACACAGACGUCCGCCUGGCGUUGUGUUAAAGCGUUCCCCGAAACCGAAGCACAUUGUCACGCCGAAAAGGAAGUAUAGAUCGACUGCGCUGGUGAUUAAUGUGUGA
Molecule: messenger RNA, 1057 nt
Organism: Drosophila hydei
Lineage: Eukaryota; Metazoa; Arthropoda; Insecta; Diptera; Drosophilidae
Exons: 3
Coding region: 20-1057 (345 amino acids)
Source: RefSeq, a predicted model, not a curated record